Prunus armeniaca (apricot) is the source of this 246-nucleotide messenger RNA. NCBI's taxonomy places the organism in Eukaryota, Viridiplantae, Streptophyta, Magnoliopsida, Rosales, Rosaceae. The record is from the annotation of a GenBank genome assembly.
AUGGCUUUCGGAGAAAAGGCAAACCUUGUUGCAAGUGGCACAAUAGUUGAGAUUGAUGUGCCAAACCAGCUGGUUCAUAAUGUUCCUUUGGGAGAGGGGAACAUAAGAGUAGCUGUGAAUUGUGCACUAAAGGGAGAUUCUCCACUACCAAUCCCUGUGAAAAGAGUGUUAGAAACAGUUGGGGAUGCCAUUGGAUCGCAAGUAGCUUGGCCUCAAGAUCUUAUUGUCUUAGUGAUAAAGCGGUAA